GCGACUGACAAGAACACCAUGCGAAAGGGAUGAACUCUACUUCCGUCUGUGAUGAUUUUUAAUUACCACACAGAGAACGAGAAGGUUUACCAGAAUAGAUAGAGACAUCUUCACACAAGAACAAGAAGAAGGUUUUUUUCUGAAAUCUAUCUUGCCUUUGCAUCCUAAUUAAGUCUUGAGACAGUGCCGCGUGCUAGGUAAGUGCAUGAAUGAAUGAAAAGGAAGAUUGGAAUACAACGAUGUUAGCGCAAGGCCGUAGAGACGAGGACGAGAAGGUCGCAUGGUGUUCAUUCUGACAGCAAGGGCAUGUAAAAACGAGAGUUGUCCUUGAGAGCAACAAGUACUUAAUAUGUCUGAACCACUAGUAUGCUAGAACAAAAGGAAAACUCACAUUCAAAUGUGGCCCAGGGUCAAGGUAGUGGCUUCUAUUGUUCCCAAGACAAUAGAGAGUUUUGUUCACCGUUAUGCAUCCUCUCACGUUGUUCUUUCCUGUUUUUUAGAUAUAAUUGUACCGGUGUCCUGCGUGUGAAGACAAUUUUUGGACACCAGAUGAAUAGCCUUUACCUGUUGCGUCAGGUAGUUAACAGCUUUAGAAGCUUGUUGAUGCAUGAAGAAUGAAUAGAGCAUACAUCUGUCAAGAGAGAUCUCAUUCUUGUCCUUUAGGAAGAACAAAAAUUCGUUAUCAUAGUACCUGAAGUCAUCUACAAGAUGCUACGCGUACGCCCCUCGCGUCUUUCCCGAUCUCUCGUCACAACUGUUGCGAUAAUUUGCUGGACGCCUAUGGUCAGAGCACACAUCGUAGCAAGCGACGGUCCGCCACACGCUGGAACACAAACCAACGCGCCUCCCGAUGUUGUUUCGCCAGCUACUACGGUCGUGAAUGUUCCAGCUUUGCUGGCGUUUGAGGUGUUGAAGUCUCCGACUGGGACUCAGAGUCCUGCUUCUUCAGGUGGUCAAGAUCAUGUUGAUCUUCCGCAGAAGCUCGAGUUAAGACAUUUGGUGAUAAUUUUUGAGCAUGUGGUCACCUUCUACCAACAAGGUUUUUUGAUCAAAAAACGAAUAUCUCUCGUCUCUUACUUCUACUUGCUUGCUAUUUCUAACGCCUCCUAAUUAAGUCCUGAACUACUCGUACCUGCUCAUACUAGGUAUAAAUGAAUGAGGGAAUAAUGUCGGCCGCAACGCGAAUGAGCUUGAGUUUCUAUUUCAGUCGUUCUAUUCGCAAGUCGGUAAUACUAGCAGGGCAAGAGGGAAAUCUUAGGCAUAUCGCCGAGUAGAUUCACACUAUCAACACUAGCAGGGCAAAAAGAGUCAGCGAAAAUUGUAUGAUCUUCUAUGAUUUUAUUCUUCCGUGACUGAAUGACCAUGCUUACCUUCUCUAAGAAACAAGAACGCAGACGUAACAGCCGCAUUGUGCACCGCACUUCGAUCUGCCGCUACGGAGGUGUUGUCAGCUCCACUCGCUUCGACUAUUACGGAUUGCAAGGUGGCCACAGUUUUCUGCACUUUGGAGGACGAGUUAGAGCAACCCUUUGGGAGACGACUGGAUCACCAUAGUCACGGACAUCACCAUGGUGGCCACGGACAUCACGGUCGUGGAGGAGACCAUGAGGAGUCUGGGCCUCGUGGAGGACAUAAGCAAAGCAAGUGCAGAAAUUUAAGGCCGUUCGAGUUUGCUCAGUUUUGAUAGAUGAUUGUAAUUCGCACACAAAGUGGUUGUAUCCAACUAUACCAGUCGUGCUUUGUUCGAAGCAACAAAAGGAAGCUCCACGAUGGCAAAAAUAAAUGAUGACUUAUGGUUCCCACUAGACUACAACCUAGCUACUAUUACACCUCUAAUCCCAGCCAACCUAAGCGCCGGACACACGCAGCAGGGUUUGGGUUGUGAGGCACGCGAACUGGGACAUGCAGAGGGCAAAGCCGGAUGCCUCGAAAAAUGGCCUCGUCUUCGGGUCGAUAUGGAACUAUCUCUGUCUGCGGAUGCCCUUAGUUCCUCCAAAGCUACACCAUUGGCAGAUGAAAUUGGUCUCAAGGCUGCUGAUCUCGCCACUGCUUUGCAAACCAAAGUGGUGAGUGAGUUAUUGAAAGUGUUUCCAAAGCAUCAACUAGAUCCCUCCGGAAUUGCAUCAACUAGAUCCCUUACAACUUCUGGGACCUCUUCGACCUCCACAACCGCACCUCCCUGCUCCUUCUCCUACGUCACCGUGACCGACGUGGCACCUCAAUCUUUGACCAAGGCAGUCGUCUCGCACGUGCACGAAGUCGAUUGGGCCGCUCCAGCCAUCGGUCCCAGUGGGGAGCUGCGCAUGCUAGCUUGCGAUAUGAACGACAAAGUGAGGUUCACAUGGGAUCACCCUACAAAACGUUUUUGUCUCUCCCGCCAGAACUACGAGUCCGAGUAUAUCAGUGACGACUUCAGCAAAGCUGUCCAACUCCACGGAUGGAGCAAGAAGGGAGAAGCAACGUUUAGUUGCGAAAAUCAGGGAAUGUUCUUCUUCGCUGAAAACUCGCUUGCAGCUCCGCAUGAAAUUGCGGCAGCAGAUAGAGAUAUAGCGGAUGAUGCAGUUGCUUCUGGAACCAACGCCCUCGUCCGUCGCAAUCUCCAUUCCCACACUGGUGACCAAGGUGAAAAGCUGCAGCGCAUGCGUAUCCAAGUCACUGACAUGAGCAAAACGGCUACCCUUCGUGGAACCUUUAAUACGGAUCCGAAUUAUCAAGCGAAUCACUGGAGCUACAGGUACUAGAAGUGUCGCUUUGAUUGAGAUAAUCUAGUCACCAAGCCAAUAACCUAGUACAACAAUCAAAGGAACAUUUUUUUACAUACACUAGCUGUCAAAGGAACUACUUCUUAGCAUAUCAGUUACGCAUCCUCCACAAGUACAAUCAAAAUCUAAAACAGCAUGGUAAUGUCCGGCUACUUCAUUGACGCUGACUACAACAAUGGCUUCACGAGUGAUGCUUUGGCUGAGACCGCACAGUACCGUUUGUGGUGCGUGCAACCCCAUGCGGAUGCCGAAGGGUGUGCGGACUGGUUCCCUAGUUGGCAAUUGGAGAAUAGUCCAAAAUUCUGCGAAGCUAUGAUCGAGGCAGAUAUUGGCUACGCAUUUCGGAAGAGGCCGACACCGGAUUUUGCGAAGGCAGAGGUAGUUUUUGUUUUUCAGAGAAAAAGCAAGAAAGUUGGUAUGUUUCAGCUUUCGUUUUCCGUGAGACUCACGUGUGAUUGUGGUAUAUUUAAUCGUUUCUACUCGUCAACAUCAUCAUCGUCCGAACAUUCAACCACGACCCGCUCAACGACAGGAAUACUACGAUAAAGCCCUCGCCUUGAUUCCGGAUUUUUGCCCUGCUCUCUCUUACAAAGCCGGUUUAUUUGUGCAGAUGGGGGAGAAGGAGAAAGCGGAUGCGAUGUGGGCUUCGGUUUGUGGUGCGUGCUUUGCCGUUUCUCUCGAUGUGCAGUUGCUCAUCGAUGGCUACGCUGCUAAAAGUUGGGCUUUGCCUGCUUCGGGUGGAGCCGCCGCCAUGUGCGCACACGUAUUGCGACACGAACAUGGCAUGGAUAAGGGUGGAUUGGAUUUAUGGCCAUGUUUUUAUAAUAAUGAUGUCGUUCUUACCACGCACUUAGACUUGAUGCCUCCGGGAGAUUGUUGUUUCUUCCAGAGGAAAUAGACAGUCAACACCAGGAGCAAAAAAUAGCUCAAACUCGCACCCCCUGGUCGACAUCAUCCUCUCUAAUCCCUUUCUUUCUCGUCGCCCUCUGCGCCGGCAUCUUCAUGGGGAUGGCUAUGGCCUUUACCUUUGGCGGCUUCGGCAUGAAACGUUGUCGCGGUGUGGUCAGCAGACCUAGUAGAAGGUUCACCCAAGACGUUGCACCAAAUGAGGAGUCUGAGAUGAACGCCAAUCGCGUUGAGGAGUUGCGUGUUGACGAUGGUUUCAUCGUAACUGGUAAGGUGGAUGAGAAACACCAGCAGGUUGGCUUUGGCGUGGAUAAACACGAAAUCACCAGCAAGGAUCAAAUGGCCAUCUACUACGCACAGGGGAAAAUCAACGACGACCGUUUCGAAGACGUAUCGAUCGGAGAGGCGUCUACUGCAGUGAGUAACGGGGGAGAGGUCGUUUAG
Molecule: messenger RNA, 4112 nt
Organism: Amoebophrya sp. A25
Lineage: Eukaryota; Dinophyceae; Syndiniales; Amoebophryaceae
Source: the annotation of a GenBank genome assembly